AUGUAUUCAUUAAGAUUCCGGAGAGAGCUCGAGGAUCUGGAACUUGGAUUCCUCCCUGCCGCAACUUUGAAGUCGUCGCCUCCAGGCCCGCCAGAGAUGGAUAGGAGCCCGUCUUCAUUCAUCGUCAAGCCAUUACAGAUCCAGAUUACUUGUGCUACGUUCAGUAGCCAGGAAAUGCAGACUGACCGGAUGAGUUUCCGAAAUUUCUCUUCUGGUGCUCGCCUCUUCCUUUUCUCUAAAUUCCCCAGAGAAGUUAAGGGCGAAUUAAUUCAGCUCUCAGGGGAUACCAAGAAGGCGAUUAAACGUCUCCCUAUCAAGGGGGAUAAUUCUUCGGACACUGCUCAUAAUCCUGAACGGAGUUCCUUUAGAGAUGCAGAAUCACGGCUUCGAUCCAACCCUACCUGGAAGGAUUCUUCCUUCCGUGUUGACUCUGCAUCCCGUACUUAUUCUGGGAGUUCAACUAAUCUCCCGCCUGUCUUGUGUGUAUCCUUUGGUAGAAAUUGUGAAAGUGUCUCUGUUAUGUGUUUGUUGGACACUGGGAGUUGGCGGACCUAUCUGUCCAGUGAAAUUUUUGAAGCCCCUCAGCAGCCUGGAAUCCUUAGGGCUUGA
Messenger RNA from Acanthosepion pharaonis, 609 nucleotides. Lineage: Eukaryota; Metazoa; Mollusca; Cephalopoda; Sepiida; Sepiidae. The record is from the annotation of a GenBank genome assembly.